Stegodyphus dumicola is the source of this 1605-nucleotide messenger RNA. RefSeq names its product zinc finger CCCH-type with G patch domain-containing protein. The record is from RefSeq and is a predicted model, not a curated record. Gene Ontology annotation, molecular function: RNA polymerase II cis-regulatory region sequence-specific DNA binding; metal ion binding; DNA-binding transcription repressor activity, RNA polymerase II-specific. Gene Ontology annotation, biological process: negative regulation of transcription by RNA polymerase II. Lineage: Eukaryota; Metazoa; Arthropoda; Arachnida; Araneae; Eresidae. Gene Ontology annotation, cellular component: nucleus.
AGGUAGGGCUAUGGCGCCCAGGCACCCUGGUGGUUAAGCACCGCAGUUCAAUGUAUGAAUUUUACCCAAGGCCAACUUUGUCCUUGUCCUAGCUCCGUCUGGGCGAGUAAAAAGUCAAAUGUCUUUCGCACUGGGCUUGGUUUUUUCCCAUGCGAGCAAAAAGACAUGUUGGGUGCAAAACAAUACAUCUGUCUAAUUUAUCUGUUUGUCCGCAGCAGAAUGUUAUUGGAAUUUGUUUUUUAAAAUGAUAGAUGUCUAUCUAUGCUUCAAUAAGCUGUUUUUGUUAGGAACUGUUAUUGUGUGUGUGUUGCAAGCACUAAUUAAUAUUUAUUAACGUAGACAAUGACUGAGUCAGUAGACGAUCCUAUGACACAAUACAAGCUUCAGUUAGCUACCGUGGAAGAAAGCCUCAAAACUGCUUCUGAUGAUAAAAGAGCUGAUUUAUUGGAUCUCAGAGAAAAAUUGACUGAAGUUAUUAUUUUAUUACAAGGUAGCCAAGCAGUUUCAACUGCUACUGAAAUUGUAAGUGAAGUAAAACGGUCAGAUUUGAAACCAGAAGAUGAGGAGUUUCUUAGGUUUCAGAUGGAAAUCAGUGAAUUAGAAAAAGGAUCUACUUCUAAAGGUGAGAAAACUGAACCAGAUGUUGGAGGUGAUGUGCACCAUGAACUACACAAAGUUUUAUCAUCCAUGGAAGGUAGUAAAUGUCGAGCUCCUUUCAUUCGCCAAUGGGGUGAGAAAGCAUAUCAUAAUGCUAUCAUAUUAUCAACUGAUUUGGAGGAACAGGACUUGGAUGAUUUGGCCAAUGUUCAGGUGAAAGUUAUGUUUUGUAAUCCACUGUGUGAUGAAAUGAAACCAUGUCCUUAUUUCUUAGAUGGGCAUUGCAAAUUUGAUCAAGAGAAAUGCAGAUAUUCACAUGGCUAUGGUGUAAAAUAUUCAGAAUUGGAAGAAUAUGUUUUGCCAGAUUACAGUAAUGUACAACGAGAUUCUAAAUGUUUGGCAAAGUAUAAGGAUGGAUUAUGGUAUACAGCUGUCAUAGAAAAUUGCUUAACUGAUAAUAAAUAUUUUGUGAAGUAUGACAAUAAUGGAAGUACAGAUACCCUUGCUGCUUAUGACAUACUUCCUUUAGAGGGUUUAACCUUAUCAGAUGAUGAUGAAGGUAGUAGUAGUGAUAGUUCUUGUGAAGAAUCUCAUUUGAAGUUUGAAGAAAAAUCCGAUUUACAGAAUACUCCAACUGAAAUAAAUUACAUGACAGAAAUAGGCUCUUCUCCAAUUGGUUUGUGGGAACAGCAUACUAAGGGAAUUGCCUCAAAACUAAUGGCCAAAAUGGGUUAUGUUUGGGGUCAAGGGCUUGGAAAAAAUUCAGAUGGAAGAAUUGAUCCUGUGGAAGCUAUAGUUUUACCUAAAGGAAAAUCAUUAGACCAUUGUGUUGCAAUUAGGGAGAGUACAGGUCCAGUUUCUGUUGAAGAUAAAUUCAAUGCAGAAAAAGUGAAAGAGCAACAAAGAGUGGAAAAAAUGGAGAAGAAUAAUGCUCCAGAAGCUACAGUGUUUGAUUUCCUUAAUAAAAAUAUAUUAGCAAAAAGUGGUAAAUAUUAUUUUAUUGCUUAG